AUGUCUUUCACUGGUAAAACACCUAAAAGUUGCUGGCGAAAGUAUUUUGUAAUAAAUAAGGACAAUGCCACUGCACAAUGUAAAUAUUGUCCAAAAGCAUUAAAAACGUGUAGUAACACUACAAACUUAAAACAGCAUAUGGAAAGGAAACAUUCCGCUGUUUUAGAAGUUGACGAGAAUUCAUGUGCAGUUGCUAUUCAGGAUACUAAUAACUGUGAUAAUAUCAAUCCAUUGGCACAAACUUCGAAAACAACUUUAUCAACAGGAAGUGAGGCUUUAUUUUCAACGCCAAAACGAGCUAAAUUAAGUAUUGGAGCUGCUUUUUCGAGAGUUUCUGCAUAUGCUCCAAAUGGCGAUAAAAGUAAACAAAUAACGCAGACUAUCGCAGAAAUGAUAACUCGAGACAGUCUUCCUUACAGUAUGGUGGAAGGAAUAGGAUUCAAAAAGUUAAUGAAGACUGUGGCACCUUUGUACAACGUUCCAUGUCGCAAAACAAUCACAGAACUUAUCGACACUAAAUAUGAAGAAAAGAAAACUAUUAUCAAACAAAAAUUAAAAUCUAUUAAAAAUAUCUGUCUCACAAUAGAUGAAUGGAAGGAUAUGCAAUUAAGAAGUUUUUUAGGUGUGACAGUGCACUUCAUAGAAAACUAUGAAAUGCAAUCUAUGAGCAUUGCAUGUGAACCGCUACAUGAGAACCAUACCGGAGAAUAUUUAUCGGAGAUGAUUCUUAAAGUAUGUGGAGAUUGGGAUUUGUCUAUUGAAAAAAUUGUAAGUGUUACUACUGAUAAUGGCAGUAACAUAGUUAAGGCUGUUGAAAUUAGUUUUGGUCGGGCAAAACAUAUUCGAUGUGUAGCUCAUACACUGAAUUUAGUGGUUGAUAAUUCAGUGAAAUCUACUGAAGUGAAAUUAUUUUUGGAUAAAGUUCGAAAAAUUAUAACUUGGUUCCACCAAAGUGGCGUAGGCGCUGAAGAGUUGCGACAAUUACAAACGCAGGCAAAAAUUCCUGAUGGAAAAGUGAAGCAUUUAGUUGGUGACGUAUCCACUAGAUGGAACUCACAAUUACUUAUGAUUGAACGUUUUAUAUUAAUGAGUAGUACAAUAGGAUCUAUUUUAUUAAAACAUCCAAAUGCACCCCAAAUGCUUCAAGCAAACGAAAUUGUUGUACUUAAAGAAAUAGAAAAAGUUUUAAGACCUUUUCACGAUGUCACUGAAAAAAUGAGCGCCGAAAAAUAUGUGACAGCCAGUAAAGCCAUACCUAUGAUCAAGUGUUUGAGAAUUCUAUUAGAUGCAACAACGAUAGAUAGUGAUUUGGCUAACCAAUUAAAAUAUUCACUGCAAACGGAGUUGAUCAAAAGAUUUGAAAACAUCCAAAAAGUUCACCUUUUCUCAGUCGCAACUUUUUUGGAUCCUAGAUUUAAAAAAAUUUAUUUAGAUGAGCCGUUAUCCUUGUCAAAGACAAUCGAUUAUACAAACCGAUAUUUGAGUUUGAACAUGAGAAAUGAUGAUGUUCUAGCAGUGACCCAUUCUGAAUCAUCGGUUUCAUCAGAAGUGACGGUUAACGGACAAGAUAUAUGGAAGGUACACCAUGAAAAAAUAGUGUCAGCAAACACGUCAACGACCAAGAAUACAGAGCUUGACUUGUAUAUUGCUGCACCGUUAUCAAAUCUUGAGGUAGACCCUCUAAAUGUAUGGAAAAACUAUGAAGGAACUUUUUCAAUGUUAACGAAUUUAGCUGUAAAACAUCUCUCAGUGAUGGCCACUUCUGCACCAGCUGAAAGGCUAUUUUCUAAAGCUGGGAAUAUUUUGAGGAAAACUCGAAAUCGUAUUUUAGGAAAGCGAUUACCAAAAUUAUUAUUUUUAAACUCUUUAACAGAAGACUUAUGGCAAUAA
This is a messenger RNA of Neodiprion fabricii, 1890 nucleotides long. Its product is annotated as E3 SUMO-protein ligase ZBED1. The coding region runs from base 1 to 1890 and encodes 629 amino acids. The record is from RefSeq and is a predicted model, not a curated record. The transcript is spliced from 2 exons. Lineage: Eukaryota; Metazoa; Arthropoda; Insecta; Hymenoptera; Diprionidae. Gene Ontology annotation, molecular function: DNA binding; protein dimerization activity.